This is a messenger RNA of Zingiber officinale, 1726 nucleotides long. Its product is annotated as formin-like protein 13. Gene Ontology annotation, cellular component: mitochondrion. Gene Ontology annotation, biological process: sucrose catabolic process. Gene Ontology annotation, molecular function: endo-alpha-N-acetylgalactosaminidase activity; sucrose alpha-glucosidase activity. The transcript has 5 exons. The record is from RefSeq and is a predicted model, not a curated record. Lineage: Eukaryota; Viridiplantae; Streptophyta; Magnoliopsida; Zingiberales; Zingiberaceae. The coding region runs from base 1 to 1113 and encodes 370 amino acids.
AUGACGGAUUGUGGAGAGAAACCUCUUCCUCUCGUCGCCUCCCUCCAGCGAGCCUGUCCCCCACGUUCCAGCCCCCGGCGACCUCCCUCCCACGACCUCUCUCCCUCCAGCGCCGUCUCCAGCGCCCGCGGCGACCUCCAGCGGCCUCAGCGUCGCCUCCCUGCCUCCAACGCCGUCUCCAGCGCCGGCCUCCCUCGUCGCCACCCUCCAGCGCCGAUCUCCAGCGCCGCCUCUUCCUCUCGUCGCCUCCCUCCAGCGAGCCCUGUCCCCCACGUUCCAGCCCCCGGCGACCUCCCUCCCACGACCUCCAGCAAGCCCCGUCCCCCCUCCCUCCCGCGGCGACCUCCAACGACCUCAGCGUCGCCUCCCUCCAGCGAGCCCUGUCCCCCCUCCCUCCGACGUUCCAGCCCCCGGCGACCUCCCUCCCACGGCCUCCGGCGCCCGCAGCGAACUCCAGCGGUCUCAGCGUCGCCUCCCUCCCUCCAGCGCCGUCUCCAGCGCCCGCGGCGACCUCCAGCGGCCUCAGCGUCGCCUCCCUGCCUCCAGCGCCGGCCUCCCUCGUCGCCACCCUCCAGCGCCGUCUCCAGAAUUCUAUUUCUCCUCUUGAGAUCCAAACUUUUAUUCUACUGUGCUUUGCGUUGCUCGCGUGAGAUGAUUGCCUCUGAUGAUGGAUCCAGGAGCUUGCUGCUUGCUGUUAAUAGAAGGCUCACUGCACUAUCAUUCCAUAUCAGAGAGUACUUUUGGGUUGACAUGAAGAAGAUCAAUGAGAUUUAUCGCUACAAGACUGAAGAAUACUCCCAAGGUGCUACUAACAAAUUCAACAUCUAUCCGGAGCAAAUUCCUAGUUGGCUAGUUGAUUGGAUUCCUGAAAAAGGUGGCUACUUGAUCGGGAACCUUCAGCCAGCUCACAUGGAUUUCUGGUUCUUCUCACUGGGUAAUCUAUGGGCUAUCACUUCAUCUUUAACCACUCCGAGACAAGCCGAGGAGAUUCUAAACCUGAUGGAGAAAAAAUGGGAGGAUUUCAUCUGGAAUAUACCUCUGAAGAUAUGUUACCCUGCGUUAGAAUAUGAAGAAUGGCACAUAAUUACUGGAAGUGAUCCGAAAAAUGCAUAAGCCUUUCAUAUCAUAAUGGUGGACCAUGGCCUACCCUACUAUGGCAGUUCACAUUGGCUUGCAUCAAGAUGGGCCUGAAUUAGCUCAUAAAGCUGUCUUGGUAGCUGAGAAAAGGCUUUCGAACGAUUAAUGGCCUGAAUACUAUGACACCUGACCGCAAGAUUCAUCAGUAAUCAAUCAUGAUUGUAUUAAACAUUGACAAUUGCUGGGUUUCUGGCAUCAAAGUUGCUACCGGAGAAUCCAAAAAUGGCAUCCAUAUUCACAUUUGAGGAAGAUAUGGAACUACUGGAAGGCUGUGCCUACAGUCUGACAAAUCAUCCUCGUGCCAAAUGCUCACGACGCGUUCCAAAAGCGCAGGUCCUCGUAUAACUUGUUGAAGAUACGCAACCAUUCUUUGAUGCUUGUACUGUAUAUAAGAAAAAGGAAAACCAUAGAUGGAAGAGGGAUCCACCUCCACACAACAUUGUUUCCUCAUUGAGAUAUGCUCUUUUUUUUGUUGAGCUACCAUGAUGGUGACUGUGUAUCAGUGAUGUGUAAAAGAUUUGGCCUUUGUAACAAAAAAUAUGUAUGUUUUGAUGACACAUUGAUUCAUAUAACUUUUUUUUUAUAUUCA